Molecule: messenger RNA, 3981 nt
Organism: Papilio xuthus (Asian swallowtail)
Lineage: Eukaryota; Metazoa; Arthropoda; Insecta; Lepidoptera; Papilionidae
Product: xanthine dehydrogenase-like
Exons: 17
Coding region: 196-3981 (1261 amino acids)
Molecular function (GO): FAD binding; oxidoreductase activity; 2 iron, 2 sulfur cluster binding
Source: RefSeq, a predicted model, not a curated record
GACGCGGCCAACGGGCGAUCAAUAUUGUUUCCGUUACAUUACGUGUUUUGUGACGACUGCCGACUACCGCAAGCGGGCUGCUUUUGACUGCCCAGUGCUUUUAACGGUCCGCUUUCGGUUGCUCAGUGCCGCUGACGGCCUGUUUUCGGCUGCCGUCGCUCAGUCGUCUGUCAGUUAACAUCACAUCUAAUAGUUAUGGAUUGCAUCACUUUCAGUGUUAAUGGAACUUUUUAUUCGGUUGGUAGCGAAGUGAACACGGAUGUGACUUUGCUGGAUUACCUAAGGCGUCGGUUACGGCUGAUCGGCACCAAGUACAUGUGCCGAGAGGCUGGCUGCGGCGCCUGUAUCGUGACUGCGGUGCGGGCCCCGGACACUCCGCCCACCGCUGUCAAUUCGUGUAUGGUGCUGGUGACGUCAUGCCAGGGCUGGAAAAUCACGACGGUGGAAGGUGCAGGCGGGCGGCUGGCGGGCUACAGUCAGGUGCAGACUACGCUGGCGCAGCACAACGGCACGCAGUGCGGCUACUGCACCCCCGGCUGGGUCAUGGCCAUGCAUAGUUUGCUAGGCAGCAGAAAAAACUUGACUAUGCUAGAAAUAGAACAGUCAUUUGGGAGCAAUGUGUGCAGAUGUACUGGAUACAGAUCAAUACUAGAUGCGUUCAAGCGAUUUACAGUAGACGCCCCCGAAUCUAAAAGAAUAACAGAUAUAGAAGACUUGCAUUUAUGCCACAAGAGCGAGAAUGGAUGUAAAAAGACCGACUGUGAGGACUACGAGUGGUGCAUAGUGUUGAAAGAAGAAGUUGAUAAGUCUUCUUCUAUUUACAUUAAGUUGGAAGACGGCCGCGACUGGUAUAGGGUUUAUACUUUAAAAGAAGCCCUUAGAAUUAUAUCUACUAAAGAUAUCAACUCCUAUAUGCUUGUCGGUGGUAAUACAGCUAAAGGUGCAUAUCCAAUAUUCGAUUAUCCUGAAGUAUUAAUAGACAUUACUGGAAUAACAGAAUUAAAAGGUUUCGUUUUGGAUCAAAAUCUAGUUUUGGGAGCGGGUUUGACCCUAACCGAAACAUUGGGUAUCUUAAAGUUAAUGUCUACUGAAAAAUAUUAUUUCAGAUAUUUAGAUAAAUUGUACGAUCACAUUGAAAUGGUGGCUCAUAAUGCUGUAAGGAAUAUUGGUACAAUUGCUGGAAAUUUGAUGAUAAAACACAAACAUCAUGAAUUCCCUUCUGACUUGUUCCUUUUGUUUGAAACUGUUGGAGCACAACUCACAAUUUUGACUCGUUUGGAAAAGAAAACAGUGACAAUGCAGGGAUUUAUAAAAGAAGACAUGUCAGGAAAAAUUAUAGUAAACGUACUUUUGCCACCUCUGACAUCGGACUACAAGUUGGUUACCUUCAAGAUAAUGCCCCGAUCGCAAAAUGUUCACGCCAUAGUCCACGCGGGCUUUCUUUAUAAACUGAACAAAAGUAAUACCGUUUUGGAAUGCAGACUGGCAUUCGGUGGUAUAUCUCCCACAUUUACCAGAGCGUACAAAACUGAAAAGUUUUUAGAAGGGAAAAAUUUGUUUUGUAAUGAGACGUUGCAAGCCGCUAUCAAGGUGCUGGAUGAUGAACUGGUUAUAACACGGGAGCGACCAGAACUCUCCGUAGAGUACAGAAGACGACUUGCAAUUGGCCUGUUCUACAAGGGUCUUCUUCGCCUCUGUCCGCUAGAUAUAAUUGGGCCGCGAUAUAAAUCGGGUGAGGUGACGGUACAUGAUGCCCGCCCUGUCAGUAGCGGCUGCCAAGUCAUAGAGACUGAUCCAACACUAUGGCCUCUGACCAAACCGAUACCCAAACUUGAGGCUCUGCUGCAAUGCUCCGGAGAGGCAGUGUACACGGACGACAUGCCGCCUAUCAAAAACGAGGUAUUCAUUUCUUUCGCGCUGAGUACCGUGCCCCUUGGACGUCUGGAUUUCAUCGACCCAAGCAGAGCGCUGAAAGAAUCUGGAGUUAUAGCGUUUUAUUCUGCAAAAGAUAUACCUGGAUUAAACUCUUUCACACCUUUUGGAAAAAAACUGUAUUUGGCUAAUGAAGAAAUAUUUUGUGGUGGUGAAGUAAAAUAUUAUAAUCAGGCAAUCGGUAUGAUCGUUGCCGAAACGCAACAAAUCGCAGAUCGAGCAGCGAAACUAGUAAUCGGACAUUACAGUAAAAUUAGGAAACCAAUUUUAGAUGUUAAAGUAGCUAAAAAUGAUCCGAAUAGAAUAUCUCUUUAUACAUCAAUAGUAGCGACGGACAGGGGACUAGAUGUAUAUAAAGUGAUACAUGGAUCGAUGACUAUAUACCAACAAUAUCACUUCUGCAUGGAAACACUAACGAGCAUCUCAAUACCAGUGGAGGAGGGGUUGGAGGUGCACGCGGCGACACAGCAUACUGAGGUCAUACAGGUCAUGACUUCGCGUGUCUUGAACAUUGAUCAAGCUAAGGUGGAUGUGCAUGUGCGUCGUGUAGGAGGCGCGUACGGCUAUAAAAUAUCUCGGGCAAUCCAAGGUGCGGUGGCGGCCAGUCUUGCAGCGUACCUGCUGAACCGUCCAUGUCGGUACAUACAACCUCUGACAACAAAUACUCGAGCUGUCGGAAAACGACUGCCGUGUACUACGGAAUAUGAGGUCGGUGUGAAUGCUGAGGGUGUCAUUCAGUACAUAAACUGUGACUUGUACACGGACAACGGCUAUGUAAUAAACGAACCGCUUAUCACGAUCGGUCUCUCGAUCUAUAAUAAUUGCUACAAAAAAACGACGUGGAAUUAUAAGUUUUAUAACGCUGUUACGGAUACUGCAUCUAAUUCUUGGUUUCGAUCACCAGGUACAUUGGAAAUAGUAGCAAACGCCGAAUUUAUUUUGGAAAAAAUAGCAUAUGAAAUGUCAUUAGAUCCGGUGCAAGUGCGACUAGCUAAUCUAGACAACGAUAACAGAGACGCUAUCGUUGAAAUGUGGGAAACUCUAAGAGAAAAAUCGCAAUAUGACAAGAGACGGGCAGCCGUGCAGAAAUUCAAUGCACAAAAUAGAUGGUUGAAACGCGGACUUAGGGUUAGUUUCAUGAGAUGGUCGUCGGAGAAUCCUCAAUUUAUCUCCGCAAACUUAUCAAUAUUUUACGAAGACGGGAGUGUUGCCAUUACCCACGGCGGAGUUGAAAUAGGACAGGGUAUCAAUACUAAAGCUGCUCAAAUAUGUGCCUAUUUUCUAAAAAUACCACUGAGUAAAAUUCAAGUAAAACAACAAAUUACUUUUAUUUCACCAAACGUAGGAGAAACUGGUGGCAGCGUCACGUCACUUAAUAUCGGUCUAGCUGUCCAAAGAUGCUGUGAGGAAAUAUUGAGGAGAUUGGAACCUAUACGUAAGAUUUUAGGUAAUCCUACAUGGGAGGAACUCGUUAAAGCGGCGUUUUUAAAUAAUGUUGAUUUACAAGCACGAGGGACCGUCACUCCAGCGGAAUCGUUUCCUUAUGACAUCUAUGGUGUAAUUGUGACUGAAGUUGAAACUGACAUUAUAACUGGGCAAAGUGAAAUAAAACGAGUGGAUCUCAUAGAAGAUGUAGGUCAAAGUGUUAGCCCGAUCAUAGAUAUAGGCCAGAUCGAAGGAGCCUUCGUAAUGGGUCUUGGAUAUUGGACGUGCGAAAAAAUGGAAUAUGAACCGAAAACCGGGGAGGUGCUCUCUGACCGCACCUGGAAUUAUUGGGUGCCGCAAGCUAGAGAUAUACCUCAAGAUUUUCGGGUGUACUUUAGAGAGAAGUCGCGUAAUUACGAAAUAUAUCUUGGAGCCAAGGCAACUGGAGAACCAGCUACGAGCCUGGCGGUAGCGGUGCCAUUCGCAAUGAGAGAGGCUAUCGCUUCAGCGCGACAAGACUCCGGGAUACCAACCACUCAAUGGUUUCAAAUUGAUGGUCCAUACACCACCGAACAGAUAUGUUUAGCAGCGGCUACGAAGUUUGAGGACUUCAAGUUUUACUAA